UCAUUAUGCCAUUUCUAAAGAUAAGAUUCGUCUCUCACUAAAAACAUCAUGGACAUGGACAUGCACACACUUCUACCAAAAAAGAAACGCCAUUGAUACACCACAUACCAUUGCAUAUCUCCGAUACACAUUUUUUUCUUUAUUCCCUAAUGCGCCCGCCAUUCUUUUUUGUUCUAUAAAUACUGCAUCCUCAUUUCCCUUGAACAACAUUGCUAGCUAGCUUGUGUAGUGCUUUCCCUCGUAACAUUUUUUUGAGUGUUUUAAUCUCCUUGUUCAAUAUCAUUUGUUUUUUCUCAUUACCCAUUAAGCUAUAACAAAUAUGUCGAUCAUUCCUAAUAGCGUCUUUGGUGGUCGAUUUGAUCCAUUUUAUUGGGACCCAUUCGAGGACUUUCAUUUCAAUUCCAGUAUCGCUGUGCCCCAUACUCCUUUCCUCAAUGAAACAACGUCCUUCGUCAGCGCUAAGAUAGAUUGGAAGGAGACCCCAGACGCAUACGUGUACAAAGUAGAUCUUCCUGGAAUGAAGAAAGAUGAAGUGAAGGUGGAAGUGGAGCACGGUAAGGACCUCUGCAUUAACGGCAAAAGGAAGGUAGAGAAAAAGGAGAGGGCCGACCAGUGGUACCGUGAGGAGCACAGCAGCUGCGAAUUCUUUAGGCGUUUCAGGCUGCCUGAGAAUGCCAAGGCGAAUAAGAUGACAGCAACUUUAUAUAAUGAAGUGCUUACUGUUACAGUUCCUAAGGAGGAGACCAAGAAGCAUAUUGCCAGAAUAAUUGAUAUUUGUUAAGACUGUUUAUUUCACACACACUCACUUGCACACACACCAAUUUAUCAUCAUAAUUAAUUUAUACGUGAAUAAGUGGAUGUGUAUAAAGAGACAUUUCUCUUGUUAAGGUACUACAUAUAUGCAAUAACUCUUAAUGAUUGAGAACGAGAUUUAAAAAAGUUAAUUAGCAA
Molecule: messenger RNA, 951 nt
Organism: Quercus robur (English oak)
Lineage: Eukaryota; Viridiplantae; Streptophyta; Magnoliopsida; Fagales; Fagaceae
Product: 18.1 kDa class I heat shock protein-like
Exons: 1
Coding region: 320-781 (153 amino acids)
Biological process (GO): protein complex oligomerization; response to salt stress; protein folding
Source: RefSeq, a predicted model, not a curated record